Mycena citricolor is the source of this 3543-nucleotide messenger RNA. Lineage: Eukaryota; Fungi; Basidiomycota; Agaricomycetes; Agaricales; Mycenaceae. The record is from the annotation of a GenBank genome assembly.
CAUUUACCCAUCACCUCUAGUCUCAGGCCACCGUGACUCCCUCUCCCUCACCUCUUCCUUCGGCAACCUCCCAUGCUUUCCCGACUAUACGCCAGUACCUCCUCGCCGGCCGAGCCCUCUGAUCGGGAUGUCCUCGGCGACCGACGCAUUUUUCUAGACACAGAAACCUACCGCCUAGUGUUUGCUGUUCCAGACUUGACCUGGGGACGCGUCGCACGCAUUGUUGAGCAAGCGGUAAAUCCAAUGUACAAGGGGUUGUAUGGGAUUUUCGAGCAUGACAUGGAGGAGGUGGCGCAGCUCUUCGCGGAUCUUGAGUUGCAAGCCAAAGAGAGGUUCGCAGGCAACCGUGCUGCUAUGAUCCUGAGCCGCGCAUGUGGCGUGCAGAACACGUGGUCGAGAUUUGAUCGACCCAAGCUCGACGUGGACGUGGACGUCACUUGGCACCAACAACAGAGGCCACAAAGUACAGACUCUUGCACUCAUUGGAUGAGUCUCCAAUCCCUCUUCUACGCGUACAUCCUCGGCGGCUUCACAUUUCUGCCCCUCGUCAUCGCUGGCGUCGUCUAUUACUCCAUCUACACCGCCGUCCCCGUAGGCGACCUUGAUGCACGCAAGAAGCUCCGUGGAGAGCUCGCUCAGAGGGUCCGGGAGGAGGACCCGGAUCCAGCCCCUGCCGCUGCCGCUGCUGCGCUCGACACCAAUGACAUGCCCAAGACACGCAAGGGCUGGCUGACCAUGCGACGCACGUUCGAGGAGUCCUCGCUCGACGGGAGCUACGUCACGCUGGUGCGCUCGCUCCUGGAUGCGCGCUCGAAGGACCCGAAGAAGUCGCGCCCCAAGGACAUGUGGUACGUCGUGCUCAAGGGCAAGAUACUGUACCUGUAUGAAGACGAGGCGAUGACGGAGUGCGAGGCCGCGAUCGAGUUGGGGAGCCAUGAAGUCACUAUCUCGCCGGAGGGGCUCUUGGAUGGGGAGCUGUUUGCGAAGCGGAAUGCGAUCUGUUUGCGGCCCAAGGGGCAGGGCGCGGAGAAGAGCGGGAUGCCCAGUGUUACCAAGGAGAUGCAGCUGGAGGGAAUCGAUGUGGAGGGCAAGAUCGCAGAGGCGGAUCUUGGGCCUCGGAAGGCGGAGAAGGAACGUGAUGUUUUGGAGGAGGAGAAUAAAGCCAAGGAUGCGGCGCGGGAGGAGGCUUUGGACGCGGCCACUCCGUGGUUUAUCUUCGUUCGGGACAACGUGCUCAUGGAGGAUUGGUAUCUGGCGCUCGUCCACGCAUCCGAUCAUCCGCCUCAGACGCCCUUGCUGGCACCUCUGCAACCAGUGUUCCAGGUUACGGAUAUGAACCAUCUAGUGAAUACGCUCGACGAACAGCCUGAUGUCAUUCCCAUGCGAUGGUUCAACGCGCUUCUCGGGCGGGUGCUCUUCAGUCACUAUAGGACACAGAAUCUGGAGGACUUUAUUCUCAGUCGGCUGAUGAAGAAAUUGUCCAAGGUCAAACGACCGACAUUUCUUACUGAUAUCGUGGUGACGGAGGUGUCGGUCGGCAACAAGGCCCCGACGUUCAGCAAGCCGAUGCUUAAAGAGCUAACCAAGGAGGGCGAUGCUUCGCUCGAGGUUCAUGUACUACACAAAGGCGAAUUUCGCAUCACCGUCGAGGCCACUGCGACGAUCAAUCUCGGCUCCCGAUUCAAGCCUUACACGGUCAAACUGGUCCUGGCGGUAGUGCUCAAAGAAAUUGAGGGCAAUUUGUUGGUUAAAGUCAAGCGUCCGCCGAGCAAUAGGAUUUGGUAUGCUUUCACGCAGACGCCGCGGAUGGUUUUGGAGGUGGAACCCAUUGUCAGCGACCGCCAGAUCACUUGGAGCAUGAUUACAAGCACGCUGGAAUCCAGUAUCAAGUCUGUCAUCCAAGAAUCGGUCGUGAUGCCUAACAUGGAUGAUGUCGCGUUCUUCGACAGUUUGCCUUAUUCCCACAGAGGAGGCAUUUGGGCAGAUGCGGCGCGCCGGGACAAACCCGCGUCAUCCAUGUCCGAACAACCGGAUGACGAAGACGGCUCUACGACUUCUGGUCCUGAAGUCGGUCUGCGCGAGACCCAGUCGGCGGCGGAACUUACUCAUGAACCCAUUGCUACACCACCGGAUACGGCUGAGACGCAUUCCUUGACUGAAGUGUCUUCCUCCCGGCCAACUAAACGGAAGAGCUGGUUCUCCACCACACGGAGCGAGGGAAUGCCGAACGUGGAAGAGGUUGAUGAUGUCACUCGAGGGCGUUCGGUGGAAGUGGACAAAAACCAGACGCAGCGAUCCAGGUCGACGCCUAAUGCUCCAUCAGACUCAACUGCGAGUGUGGACUCCGGGGAAGAGCCGCACCUUCGACCUCUAUCACAGCCCAUCCGCGGCCAUUCAAAGUCGAAUUCCGUUGACGAGUUCACUGAUUCGUCUUCUGCGUCUGUGGCCAGUGGCUCAAGUCCGAUGUCUUCAUCGUUGCUUUCGACCCUCAAGUCGCGUGACAAGCAGGCCAUCAGCAAUACGGCCAAGGAAACCAUCCGCAAGUGGAGUGCCAACUGGAGUGGAUUGAUGAAGGACAAGGACAAUCGCCCUGAGCAUGAAGAGAUGCCUGACCAUGGCUUGUUUGGCUCGCGGUCAAUGACAGAUAUGAGCAAUAUGGUUUCUCACAAGGCACGACAGAGCUAUGCCGAGGUCAGGGCUGCUGUGGCUGAGCGCCGUGGUAGAGGGAGAGAUCCAAGUCCCGUGCCUUCAAUACCGGAACCACGGGAUCGCGCAGCUACUCUCCAACCUAACGGCACCGAGACUGUGUCGACCAACUCCAUAGCGAGGGCUGCAACAGACGAAGGCACUGCGAAAAAGCCUUCGCCUUCCCCGUCACGGCUUUCGACUCUGGAGCUUCCACCGGCAGAGACGGGCUCUCCGUCGCCCAUAUUCGUCCAGCCGCAGGCCAUGAUGAUGACCAUACCGGGCAUUCACGCCAGUCACCGGGGUCAAGUCAUGUCCAUGGGGUACGUCGCACCCGAUCCUACGCCUCCGACGCCCGACACGCGUGUGCGGACCCCAGCCAUCUCAAGCGUUUAUCGGCUGUGGAAGAACCCCGCUUCGGAUCCGCCCUCUGCAUCUGAAGAAGCGGCGGCGGCUUUGGCUCCUCGACCGACACCGCCGCCCUUACCCCCUCGCUCACGACGGACGACUUCCGUGUCGAAUGUACUCCGUCCUGAAGCGGACGCUCCGCAACUGUCUAAUGCGGAGACUGCCCAGCCGUCGGCAUCAGAAGCGUUGCAGUCAAUCGCGGACAAGGACAAGGACAAGCGCGCGUCAAGAGAGUUGGUUGGGAACGGCUUUCCCCCGCCGUCGACCUCCCCGUCGUCUCGCCGGUCGACCUUGUCGUCCGCGGACGACCAGCCGGUGGGGGUCGCGAAUCCGGGCCCGCCGUUGCCUCCCCGCCGACCGCAGUGAGAAGCUAGUUCUCAUAUUUUUUGUAGUACUACCUGCGCGCUGGAAGUCACUUGUACAUUAUUUUGCAUAUAUGAUAAUAUUUGG